This is a messenger RNA of Microplitis demolitor, 822 nucleotides long. RefSeq names its product zinc finger protein 629. The coding region runs from base 1 to 822 and encodes 273 amino acids. The transcript has 2 exons. The record is from RefSeq and is a predicted model, not a curated record. NCBI's taxonomy places the organism in Eukaryota, Metazoa, Arthropoda, Insecta, Hymenoptera, Braconidae. Gene Ontology annotation, molecular function: RNA polymerase II cis-regulatory region sequence-specific DNA binding; DNA-binding transcription factor activity. Gene Ontology annotation, biological process: regulation of transcription by RNA polymerase II.
AUGUGUAGUGUAAAGGGAAGUUUUUUUCGACCAUGGGACAGUGUCGAAGAGUCAUCGGAAUCCCUGUCUGACAACCUCAGUCCCAAUAUAAAAAGUGAAUAUGAAGAAGAAAAUAAAAGUGUUUCAUCGCGAAGUGAUGAUUCACCAGAAAAUGGUAGUUUAGAUAUGUUAUCAAAUUUUGUAUUUAAUUCCUCGCGUGACUUAAAUACUUACGAAGGAUCAAUGGAGAGAACAACUGAGAGAACAACCAGUUCGCCUUGUGACUCUUGUCCGUCAAUAGCAUCUCCAAAUUCAGCAUUUACACCCACGUAUACUCCAAUUUGUACGGAUUAUUUAUCAGCACUCGGAAGUAAUCCAAUUAUGUCCUAUGAUGCAACUGUUAAUCUGCUCCAAUCACAAAUUUAUUAUCCCGGUCAUUAUCCAUCGGUUGAGGAAGCUGUUCGAUUGAUUCAUCAGCAAGACAUUGCUGCCAAACAAAUGAAAAAGCUGAGACCAAAGAAAUUUCGCUGCGAACAUUGCAAUGUUGCUUUCAGCAACAAUGGACAGCUUCGAGGACACAUCAGAAUACACACGGGAGAAAGACCUUUCGAAUGUGACUCCUGCGGUAAAAAAUUUACAAGAAACGAAGAGCUGACCCGACACAAAAGAAUCCACACGGGAUUAAGACCACACGCGUGUGUUAUUUGUGGAAAACGUUUUGGCAGAAAGGAUCAUUUAAAAAAACACACAAGAACACACGACAACCGUGGACCAUUUCCGCUGCCACAUCUUGGGGCUUUUGGACAUCCAACUUUACUAUCACCGUAUUUUUAUUCUCCAUAA